AUGGAUAACACCCUUGCAGUGAACGAAAACUAUGAAACUCAGUAUUGCUUUCCAUUUUACAACUUUUCUUGUUUGAGGGCAGUGUGGACUAAUGGAGAAAACAUCAUGAUGUACAUAUUUUUUGCUUCUGUGUCAGUGUUAACAGUGUUCUUGAACCUACUAGUGAUAAUCUCUAUUUCCCACUUUAAGCAGCUCCACACUCCAACCAACUUGCUCAUUCUCUCGCUGGCUGUGUCAGAUCUGAUUGUUGGAUUUUUUGUCAUGCCCUUGGAGAGCAUACGACUAAUUGAAAAUUGCUGGUACUUUGGGGAUGUGUUUUGCUCCAUUUAUCCAUUAAUUCUGUAUGUUGUUGUUUCAGCAUCUCUUGGCAACCUUGUUUUUAUAUCUAUUGACCGCUAUAUUGCUGUGAGUAAUCCAUUACACUAUACGUCUUUUGUAACCAAUGGUAAAACUUUGAUUUGUAUAUUCAUUUGCUGGUCUUGUUCUCUUUUUUAUUCUGUAAGCAUAUUGUUUAAUCAUUUAUUUUAUCCAGAGACACACGGCACAUGCUACGGAGAGUGUGUGCUCAUCAUCAGCUUCACUUGGGUUGUCAUUGACCUUUUUGUUUCCUUAAUUGCACCAUGUUCUGUUGUGUGCUCCCUGUAUAUGAGGAUAUUUUGCAUUGCAAGACGUCAGGCUAAUGUGAUUAAGUCUGUUAAAGUAAAUUUAAAAUCCGAGGAUGAGGUCGUGGCUUCUAAGUCUGAGAGGAAAGCAGCAAAAACUCUAGGAAUAGUUGUUGCAAUUUAUAUGCUUUGUUGGGUACCAUAUUACAUUUCCAUUCUGGCUGAGGGUAGCAUUAGUUCUGCAUCAUUUUACAGCAGUUUUUUCUCCGGGGUUAUGAACAUGAACUCAUGCAUGAACCCAAUAAUAUAUGCAUUGUUUUAUCCUUGGUUCAGGGUAUCAGUGAAACACACUUUAACACUCAAAAUAUUUGAGCCAUCAUCUUCAUAUAUAUCUUUGCUACACUAG
Chanos chanos (milkfish) is the source of this 1008-nucleotide messenger RNA. RefSeq names its product trace amine-associated receptor 13c-like. Gene Ontology annotation, molecular function: trace-amine receptor activity. The transcript has a single exon. The coding region runs from base 1 to 1008 and encodes 335 amino acids. Gene Ontology annotation, biological process: G protein-coupled receptor signaling pathway. The record is from RefSeq and is a predicted model, not a curated record. Gene Ontology annotation, cellular component: membrane. NCBI's taxonomy places the organism in Eukaryota, Metazoa, Chordata, Actinopteri, Gonorynchiformes, Chanidae.